Molecule: messenger RNA, 852 nt
Organism: Drosophila grimshawi
Lineage: Eukaryota; Metazoa; Arthropoda; Insecta; Diptera; Drosophilidae
Exons: 2
Coding region: 2-691 (229 amino acids)
Source: RefSeq, a predicted model, not a curated record
GAUGUACACUUUGCUAACGUUGCUUAUUGUUUUGCUCUUAUUAAGCCUGUGCUGGGCAGAAGGAUCUGCACAGCAACAGCAGCAGGAGAAGCUAGUGCCAUUGCCCACGCCUCCAUCCAAGCCGGGCCACUAUCUACACCAUCUGCACGGGGCUGGCGGCUGGUAUAUGCCAGAUAAUAGCGGCAAGUAUCGGCACGAGCACAAACCUUACGAUGGCGGCUACGGGGAUCGUGGUCAGCCGUAUGCCAACGAUCUGCGCGGGAUCCUUAGAAAAGCCGAGGAGCAGCUCGUGGCCAGUGUGCAGGAGGCCGAGGAGAACUUUGCGCUGGGGCCACGCGACCAUUUGCGCUUUAUGAUUGACUUCAACUACAAUGGCACCGGCUGGCAAAUAAUCCAAUUCGAAUGGGUCCGCGAUGGCGACGAUCAGCGACAGUUUAGCUACGUGAAUGAGAACAGGCUCUGGGACAAAAACUCACAAUCGCAGUCUACUUCGCAAUCCCAACCAGCACAAGCCUAUAAAUAUGAUCAGCCUCAGACUGCACUGACAGAUCCCGAUCGUAAGCAGCAGCAGUCCCGAGAGGAGUACGAGAUUAGCAAAAUAAAUUCUCAACAGAAUUCAGGCGAAGUGCAGGCCACCAUUAAUGAGGUGUUGGAGUAUAUACAACAAGAGAUCUUGCCGACACUCAACUAAAACUAUCUAUUAAUUUAAAUGAAACUUGAGAAAUGUAUUUUGUAAAUUAUAUCUGAAAUAUUAUAUUUUUGUGAGUUAAAAUAUAUACAAUUGUCUGAUAUUUACAAAAUUAGAAGGUUCUAAUCCACGUCAGAGUUUCAGACUUCUUUCGUAUAAAUAUA